Messenger RNA from Leptopilina heterotoma, 2581 nucleotides. Its product is annotated as translation initiation factor IF-2-like. The transcript is spliced from 10 exons. The coding region runs from base 101 to 1471 and encodes 456 amino acids. The record is from RefSeq and is a predicted model, not a curated record. Lineage: Eukaryota; Metazoa; Arthropoda; Insecta; Hymenoptera; Figitidae.
UCACCACGGCGCUAGUAGUACAAGCGCGCACUGGUGGGGACGCUCGAAGUGGUGGGGACACGGGUAUAUAAGCAGGCGCCCGAGACGAGACUGGCACUUCAUGCUCAACUGUGUUACAGCAACAAAUGAAUCUCGUGAAGGACAUUCUACCAGAUUUUUCUACGGUAACUUACAGACACAAAAAUCUGACGAAAAUUUGACAUUUUCUUCAUCGUCAUCAACUCCAAAGACAGAAGAGGCAGAACAUCGAAAAGCAGAGAAAAAAACUUUUCGCUCGAGUGGAAUAUUCAGAUUAAAAUCACCAACUAGAUCUCGCGAAGAAAUGUCUACCAGUUCAAUUGGAAAGACUGAAAAUGUGAAAGCUGGAAUUCCGGAGAAACAAUCUUUUACUUCCAGUGAAAGAUUGAGUUUAAAAUCAACAAAUGAAUCUCGUGAAGGACAUUCAACCAGAUUCUUCUACGGAAACUCACAGACAAAAAAAUCUGACGAAAAUUUGACAGUUUCUCAAUCACCAACAACUUCAAUGACUGAGCAGGCUGAACCUCGAAAAGCAGAAAAGAAAACUUUUCGCUCGAGUGGAAUAUUCAGAUUAAAAUCACCAACUAGAUCUCGCGAAGAAAUGUCUACCAGUUCAAUUGGAAAGACUGAAAAUGUGAAAGCUGGAAUUCCGGAGAAACAAUCUUUUACUUCCAGUGAAAGAUUGAGUUUAAAAUCAACAAAUGAAUCUCGUGAAGGACAUUCUACCAGAUUCUUCUACGGUAACUCACAGCCACAAAAAUCUGACGAAAAUUUGACAUUUUCUUCAUCGUCAUCAACUUCAAUGACUGAGCAGGCUGAACCUCGAAAAGCAGAGAAGAAAACUUUUCGCUCGAGUGGAAUAUUCAGAUUAAAAUCACCAACUAGAUUUCGCGAAGAAAUGUCUACCAGUUCAAUUGGAAAGGCUGAAAAUGUGAAAUCUGGAAUUCCGGAGAAACAAUCAUUUACUUCCAGUGAAAGAUUGAGUUUAAAAUCAACAAAUGAAUCUCGUGAAGGACAUUCUACCAGAUUCUUCUACGGUAACUCACAGCCACAAAAAUCUGACGAAAAUUUGACAUUUUCUUCAUCGUCAUCAACUUCAAUGACUGAGCAGGCUGAACCUCGAAAAGCAGAGAAGAAAACUUUUCGCUCGAGUGGUAUAUUCAGAUUAAAAUCACCAACUAGAUCUCGCGAAGAAGUGUGUGUCAGUUCGAUUGGAAAGACUGAAGAUCUAAAAUCUGGAAUUCCGGAGAAACAAUUUUUCUCUUCUAGUGAAAGAUUGAGUUUAAAAUCACCAACUAGAUCUCGCGAAGAAAUGUCUAUCAGUUCAAUUGGAAAGACUGAAAAGCAAAUUUUGUCUUCGAGUAAAGGACCGGAAAAAAAAAUUUCAUUUCAUAGUCAAAGAUUAAGUUUGAAAUGUAACCCUGCUGGAAGUAAAGAGAUACAAAGAGAUUAAAAAAAGGGGAUAAAAAAAGAUUAGAAAAUAUAAUAGUUUGGAGAUGCAAAAUGGAUACUUAAAAGAGAUACAAUUUUUUUAUCUCUUUCUAUAACUUUAUAUUUAUAUAUCUUUUUAUCCCUUCUAAUCUCUUUAUAUACAGUUUUAGAUAUAGAAAUAUAUAGAAAAAAAUAUAUAGAAAGAGAUAAAAAAUUGGGGAUGCAAAGUGGUGAAUUAAAGAAGAUAGAACUUUUUAAUCUCUUUCUAUUCAUACAUUUCUGUCUUCCUCUAUCCAUUUUCACAUCCUUUCUAAUCCAAAGGAAAGUAAAAAAGGAGAUACCCCUUAUAGAAGAAAUCGAUUAAUUUCAAUUAAAAACUUUCUCUAUUGUUGUUAAUUGAGUUUCUUAAUCGGCGUGUUGUUUUAAUUCAUUACGAUUAACUAUAAAAAAUUUGCAAGUAAAUCUUUAAUACAUUUUUAGAAAAGUUUCGAUGCUUUGUGAGUUUAAAACUAAUUUUGGUUGUCUAUUACUGAUAAACAUUUAUUGGUUAAAUAUAUUUACAAUAAACUAUAAAAAUAUGGAAGUUAUAAACUCAAACAAAAACGUACAAUCGCACAGUGCAUAACACACGCUUUCUGAUCUACGGAUCUACUGACCCGACGCCAUGACACAUAACAGCUGGGAAGAUCGACGCAUGCGCGUAUAAGUUUAUGAGUAUGUAUAUAGAAAGGGAUAUACUAUAGUAGAUUAGAAGAGAUAAUCUUAUUAUAUCUCCUCAAAUCCCCAUAUUCUUAACUAUCCCUAUCUCUUCUAAAUAAAGUAAUAGGAGAUAGAAUAUGGGAUUGAAAGAAGAUUAAAAGAAUAACAUUCGGAAAAGAAGAAUGAUAAAAAGAAAUAAAAAAGGUUUAUAGUUUUGCAGUCUCGCAUUUCUAUCUUUUUCUAUCUCAAUAAUGGGAAUAAUGGUAAUAAAUAAGUGUUAAUAAGAUCCUACAUAAAAAGCGAUGGAAGGGUAUAAAUAGGAUAUCAAUAGUUAUUAAGAAUAGGUUAUAAAUGUGGAGAAAGAAGAGUAUCAAGAACUUCUGUCAUAAAAAGAGAUAGAAGUUUAUAGACAGGUUAUUAAAAGGUAUUGAGA